UAUCACCUCCAAUAAGAAGAAUGGAAGAAAGCAGCACCAGUGGAGGAUUCAUGAGCAUGGAUACAUUCGUGCCAACCUGGGAGACAGAAACUACCCCAAUGAAUGGCAGUUUUCCAAACUGCUAUGAGAAGAAUCUUAUCCUGGCUUUCCUGACACUCAUCAUUGCCCUGAUCGGUGUGGCAGGAAAYGCAGUUGUGCUCUGGCUCUUAGGAUGCUGCAUGCACAGGAACGCCUUCUCCAUUUACAUUCUCAACCUGGCUGCAGCUGACUUUCUCUUCCUCUGCUUCCAGAUCAUAGACUCCCUGUGGAAAAUCAUUAACUUCUUCCAUUCCAACUCCAUCGAUGUUCCCACAUUCUUCAUGGUUGUGUCAAACUUUGCCUAUCUUGCAGGGUUAAGCAUGCUCAGUGCCAUGAGCACUGAGCGCUGCAUGUCUGUCCUGUGGCCCAUCUGGUACCGCUGUCACCGCUGGAGACACACACCAGCUGUCAUGUGUGCCUUAAUCUGGGUCCUGUCCCUGUCCUUGAGCAUCUUGGAAGGGAAGUACUGUAGCUUCCUGGGUACAGAGUAUAACAAUGAUUGGUGUCAAACAUUAGAUUUCAUCACUUCCGCCUGGCUGAUGGUUUUAUUUGUCACCCUCUCAGGGUCCAGCCUAACCCUGAUUGUCAAGAUCCUUUGUGGCUCACAGAGGGUGCCACUGACCAGGCUGUAUGUGACCAUUGGGCUCACGGUUCUGGUUUUCCUCUCCUUUGGCCUGCCUUUUGGGAUCUAUUGGUUCUUCUUAGUCUGGAUCCUGAGACAUGAUGCUAUUCCUUGUGGAUUAUAUUGGGUGACAAUUGUUCUGUCCUGUGUUAACAGCUGCGCCAACCCCAUAAUUUACUUCUUUGUUGGCUCCUUUAGGCAGCAGCGAUGGAAGCAGAGCACCCUCAAGCUGSUUCUACAGAGGGCCAUGCAGGACACCCCUGAUGAGGGUGACUCUGGAAAGGUGGGGUCUAGUGGGAGGUCUUUAGGUCACUGGGCGUAUACUCUGGAAAGACAUAGUGGGACCCCAGGCAAGCCGUUCCUCUCCCUGUCUUUUGCUUCUUGGUCAGGAGAGCUACUAGUUGAAAGUGACAUAAACCUGAAGCUGAUUGAAAUAGCUCUCAGCUUCUUUUUUCACUUGUUUAAGACAACCAGGGCUGCAGAGCUGGAAAAUCCCAUGACAGAUGCAUUCAAGCCUGAUGCCAACUGGGCACCCCUAAUGGAGAGCACAUCCUCCUUCCACUUGAUGCCUUCUGCCCAUUUGACAGGGAACCCKGGCUAUGAUACUGAGAGGCUGGCUAAGGACAAAGACUCUGGCACAGACCAGAUCAAAUUCAUAUUCCUGGAGUAUUUUUCUCAAUACUUCAACCUGGUUGUGGUUUUUGCCUUUAAAACCCCUGAAAUGCUCAGGCUCCAUGCUGUUCCUUGCAGAGACAGCUGCUCCAACACCAUCAUUUACUUCCUCACUGGCUCCUUUAGGCAGCAGCUUCUGCAGCAGCCGAGUCUCCAGCUGUUUGUCCAGGGGGCUUUGCAGGACUCUCCUGAGAAAGAUGAAUGUGGAGAUAGGCUUUCUCAGGAAGCCCUGGAGAUGUCAGGCAGCAGAGGAGAUGGUGAUGAAGAUCAGACAGAUUGGCUCUGA
Molecule: messenger RNA, 1658 nt
Organism: Urocitellus parryii (Arctic ground squirrel)
Lineage: Eukaryota; Metazoa; Chordata; Mammalia; Rodentia; Sciuridae
Source: RefSeq, a predicted model, not a curated record